Malurus melanocephalus (red-backed fairy wren) is the source of this 3891-nucleotide messenger RNA. RefSeq names its product vesicle amine transport 1 like (gene VAT1L). The transcript is spliced from 8 exons. NCBI's taxonomy places the organism in Eukaryota, Metazoa, Chordata, Aves, Passeriformes, Maluridae. The record is from RefSeq and is a predicted model, not a curated record. Bases 107 to 1111 code for a protein of 334 amino acids. Gene Ontology annotation, molecular function: oxidoreductase activity; zinc ion binding.
CCCAUCACUCGGGUCAAGUUUUCCUCCUCUGCUUUGAUCUGUGGUAAUAGUCUUGAUUUAUUUUUUUUUUCCUGUGUUUUACAGUGGUUUGAACUUCAUUGAUUUGAUGGUGCGACAGGGGAAUAUCGACAACCCUCCUAAGACACCCCUUGUUCCUGGGUUUGAAUGUUCUGGAAUUGUAGAAGCUCUUGGAGACAGCGUCAAAGGAUUUGAGAUUGGGGACAGAGUCAUGGCCUUUGUGAACUACAAUGCCUGGGCUGAGGUGGUGUGCACCCCGCUGGAGUUUGUCUACAAGAUCCCUGAUGACAUGAGCUUUUCUGAAGCUGCUGCAUUUCCCAUGAACUUUGUAACUGCCUACAUGAUGCUGUUUGAGGUUGCCAACCUGAGAGAAGGCAUGUCUGUGCUGGUUCACUCGGCAGGAGGUGGGGUGGGUCAAGCUGUUGCUCAGCUCUGUUCAACCAUUCCCAAUGUUACUGUUUUUGGAACAGCUUCAUCUUUCAAACAUGAAGCAAUCAAAAACUCGGUAACUCACCUGUUUGACAGAAAUGCAGACUAUGUUCAAGAAGUAAAAAGAAUCUCAACAGAUGGAGUAGAUAUUGUUUUGGACUGCCUUUGUGGAGAAAAUACUGGAAAAGGCCUCAGUCUUCUCAAACCACUUGGGACUUACAUUUUAUAUGGUUCAUCUAACAUGGUUACUGGGGAGACAAAAAGCUUCUUCAGUUUUGCAAAAUCAUGGUGGCAGGUUGAGAAAGUAAAUCCUAUCAAACUGUAUGAGGAGAACAAAGUCAUCGCUGGAUUUUCCCUGUUGAAUCUCCUUUUCAAACAGAAUCGAGGUGGCCUGGUCAAGGGUGUGAUGGACAAACUCCUAAACCUAUAUAACAGUAAGAAGAUCAAGCCUGUGGUUGAUUCAUUAUGGGCUUUGGAAGAGGUGAAGGAGGCCAUGCAGAGAAUCCACGACCGAGGAAAUAUAGGAAAACUCAUUCUGGAUGUGGAGAAAGCACCCACUCCCCUGAUGGCCAACGACAGCACGGAGACGAGCGAGGCUGGAGAGGAGGAGGAGGACCACGAGGGCGACAAUGAGAACAAGGARCGCAUGCCCUUCAUCCAGUAGCAGCCAGAGGAGGCAGGAGAGUCGGGAAGGAGAAGGGAACAAGACUGGGAAAUCUCUUCUGUGCAUCAGUGAACAAAUGCUGUAGUACAGUGUGUGUUGUAUUUGUUUGCAGUCAGCUGAGCUAUGAGCUGUUGAUCAUUGUUGUUUUGAACUCAAGUGCCAUUCUCAUCCAGUGCAGUAUUACGACAUUUCUGUGUAAUACCCGGGUUCCCUGUUAGGAGUCCCAUGGAUUUUUCUGUUCUUGUUUGAAAGCCUUAUUAACUGUGUAAUUUUAGAUGGGCAUCUUUCUCAUGCGAAUUCCAACAUCUUGCAUAAAGUUAUUUGGGAGGUUUGGGCUUUUUUUGCAAGUUGGAAACAGUAAAAAAAAAAAAAUCCCCACUUGCUGUCUGAAAGAUUCUAGUAACUAGAGGGAUAAUUUCAUAUUUCUGGGUCUUCAGUGUUAAAAUAGUUUUCCUCUAAUGAACCACAAAUAAAAGUUGCAACAAAGAUGACUUUUCAUUUUCCUCAGUCAUAGUUCRUCAUUUCAUAUGCAAUCCUGUUCUUCAUUUUCAAAAGUACCUCAUCUAGAAUCAUGGAAUCUGAAAUUGUGCGAGAAAUCAUUAAUUGAGAGGCUUUGAUCAACAUCUUCUGGUAAGGACUCAUAUGUCAAAUCCAAACCAAUUUUAAACUUCAGUUUUGAAUUGCAUUGGUAAGGAUCACUUACAAGGAUGCAAAAAGAAAUUUGRUGAUGGAGUUUAUUGCUCUGAAAUUGCUAAAGUGUGGUCAACUGUCAGACUGGAGCUGAACACCUGCAGAAGUUAACCCUGUUAAAAAAUGAGGUUUAGGCCUUAAUCCCAYCACAAAUCAUGCACAGGGAGAACUUUUAUCUGGGUGAGUUGUUCUAUCAAAAGCUCUGUCCAUAUGUACAGUUACAUUUGUAAUUAUUUACAGGAUCAAGUAUUCAAAGACCAGCUAGUCUUAUCUACCUCCCACAAGUGGAAACUAUAUCUGAACAUGAAAAAAGUAAAUAUUUUUUUCACGUCCUUCACUUAUCCAAACAGCAGCUACUCAGGUGCUCAACUGUCUUGUUAAAACAGUUAUUUUAAAAUUACUGCAAUCAUGUGCAGYACAAAUGCUGAAGGGCUGGCAGAGACCUUGCAUAAUGCCUACAGCUUCAAAUUAAUAUUCUGUUUUUCAAAAGAAAGUAUUUACUCAGACUAGUUGUUCACCUAAAUCUACAAGUAGCAUGUUGUGAUAAAAGUUAAAAAUUAAUACAGAAAAAUGAAAAGGUGGGUGCUUCUCAAGCUUUUCUCAGUGUAGAGGACUUGUGGGUCUGGAUGACUUUUAUGUGUGGUUUUAGAAGAUUCCCUUUAGGYUUUUUCUGUUUGUUUGGUCUUGCUGCCUGAAUAUUAAUGUCCAUUUCUUUACACUGUACUCAUGGAGUCGCUGUCAGAUAAUUGUGCAGAUGGUUCAUUCUGAAGGAGUUUCCCUUGGGUUGAACAAAUUCAAAAAUAACAGCAAGAAAUAACUGAAGAAAAAUGCCAAAAAAAAAAAAAAAAAAAAAAAAAAAAAAAAAAAAAAAAAAAAAAAAAAAAAAAAAAAAAAAAAAAAAAAAGCUUUUGAGCUAUUAAUCCAACCAGAACUUCAUUUUUCUCUUCAUUAUAGUUGAGUUUCUUUUCAAGCUAGACUUGCCUACCCUCCCAGUGCCAUUUCGGGCCCAAACAGGGACUUUAUCCACAGAAGAAAAAAUGUAUUCAGUGCGAGUUUUCCAUUUAUCAGGCUUGCCAGUUGGACUUUUAAGAAGGGCCAUUAAGUUUUCAUGACUCAUCAGCUGACAGCAGUAGGAAACAUGCCCAAUUUUGUUUUGCAGCUAGUGUAAUGAUGUUGUCCUGCAACAGACCUUAACGUAACUAGGAAUUUUGAUUUGACGCCAAAGUGAGCAAUAUUGCUGGUGACCUUCGAGCUGGCAGUAAGUGGCAUUCUCAAGGCCUUAAAUUAGUAGGGCAAGCAGAAUAGCAAACCCAUUCUUCUGUUCUAAACCACAGUCUGGUGGGCUCUGCGUCUAAAUUACCCUGCAAGACAAACAUGGGUGAUCUUGGUCACGGCCACAGACACCACAGGGACAACAACCAAAUAAUUUUGGCUAGUUCUUUCUGGUUUUGUUAGCAAGGCAAAAAAUACUCUUCAUGUUAAUUCAUAGCGAUUUCGGGCCAUUUUCUGAUCAGCAGAAUAUCAGGUAAUUGCAGUGAGUAGAAAGGAACACUUCUGGAAGUACCUGAGUGCCACCCAGCUGAGCGCAACCAUCGGCGAGCUGAGCCCCGCUCUGUGUUUUACUGGGAUCCAUUGGCACCAGGGAGGCUGCUGCUGCUGGAACAGAUGGAAGUUUUUCAGGCAGCCAUUSUGGAAGCAGGGUGUGUGCUCGCAGAAUUUGGCCCAGGAGCCCUCAGAACCUUUCAGGUGAGCACAAGCAGUAGUAUGGCGCCGGGACGGGGGGAAGCUGUGCUGUUCAAACUGGUGGAGCCAAGCUUGGCACUGGCCAAGUCUUAUYGUAGCAGAAAUGAAGGUUUGUGCUUACUACUGACAGUGUUGUUUAAACAACUCUGAGACAAUUGGGUAGUUUCUUCAAGUGAAACAAAUUAUUUCUCAAUUUGCCUUAAAGGAACUGUGAAAGCUUCUUUAACUUAAGCCUGAUUGAAGUGAACUGAAACACUGUUUAAUUGUAUUUGUUGCUUUAGAGCUUUUGUUAUAUUGUGCCUACAAAGCAAAUUAUGUUUACACAAAAAUAUAAAUAAAAUGUUGAG